Messenger RNA from Coniophora puteana RWD-64-598 SS2, 939 nucleotides. RefSeq lists its product as uncharacterized. NCBI's taxonomy places the organism in Eukaryota, Fungi, Basidiomycota, Agaricomycetes, Boletales, Coniophoraceae. The coding region runs from base 1 to 939 and encodes 312 amino acids. The transcript is spliced from 5 exons. The record is from RefSeq and is a predicted model, not a curated record.
AUGGCCAGCGAGAUAAUCAUCUUCGGGCGAUCGUAUUAUUAUGGUGUUCUUCUGAGCAUGGCAUUCUAUGUACUAUGCUGUGACAAACGCCGAGGACAGAACAGAUAUCUUUACGUCCUCUAUGGGUUCCUUUUGCUUAUCGUGACUAUGAUCGGUGCCAUGACGACUACUGUCGUUGGACAGUUUGCAUUUGUCGACGAUGCUUCCGCCUUCGGACCAGCUCUUUACCUUUUGGAGCACUACAGCGGGUAUUUAGGUAUCCUGGACAUGGCCAUGAUGAUUAUCUCGGACUUCAUGGUCAACGUACUCACUCUCACGAGUCCCUGUUAUUGCCUUGCCGGCAGUACUACUGUUGGCCGUGGAAGAUCUUCCAGUAACCAGAGAGGGUUUUUCAGCAAUACAGCACUGGCAGAGAAACUGGGGCUCGUUUGGUUCACACUCAGCAUCGUGUUCAACAACGUCGUCACCGUAAUGAUCUGCACCAAACUCUUUAUGGCAAAGGGAGAAAUGGAUAAGGUCUCUCCAACGCUUUCUAAAAUGUACACUGGAUUGGUUGCUAUCAUCACUGAAUCUGCUGCGAUGACGAGUAUUUCCGGCAUUGUUUUCUUGGUCCUUUAUGGGCUGGAGAAUUCAAUGUUGGACGUGUUUUCAAACAUCUGGGCGGGAUUCUCUACUAUGUCGCCACACCUUAUCAUCCUUCGAGUCGCCAUGGGCACUGCGUGGUCCUCCCAAACCGCUGCGGAUGUAUCCGAACAAAGUGUGCACAGCGUGUUCAUCGCAAACCCUAGGCCCACUGCACGAAAUCUGGACGAUGAAGACGUCAUCGAGCUUCCGCGCAGGACCAAGUUGACAUAUCAAUUAUCAGCUGACCGAAGAAGGGAGCAAGUUGCUCCUGUAUUCGAGAACAGUCUCAAGGCGCCUUGCAUGACUGUCGCCUGA